Molecule: messenger RNA, 4347 nt
Organism: Sporothrix schenckii 1099-18
Lineage: Eukaryota; Fungi; Ascomycota; Sordariomycetes; Ophiostomatales; Ophiostomataceae
Product: ATP-dependent DNA helicase HFM1/MER3
Exons: 3
Coding region: 1-4347 (1448 amino acids)
Molecular function (GO): nucleic acid binding; ATP binding
Source: RefSeq, a predicted model, not a curated record
AUGCGCCGCAAUCGAUUCCCGGAUUAUUUUGGAACUGGUCGGUCGACGGAACCGGUAUAUGGGAACUGGCAGGAGGACUACGCGUCUCGUGGCCCAGCUUUUGCUACAGGCUCAAGAAGUACCACCGUCGACCGAAAUGACGAGUAUACCAGAAACGACAGAGAGGACGACGAACUGUAUCCUUAUGUUGACCAACCAGUCAGUCGGCCGAUGUCAGUGACGGAGACAUCGAGAACGCCCAACCCGAGUCGUAGUUUUUUCAGACCAAACCAAUUAGCACAAUCCGGAACACGAACUGCCCCAAAACGAGCACCAGCGUCGACGGUAUUGACUGCGCCUCCUGCUCCGAAGAGACAGAACUUCCUGAGGGACUUUGUCUACCGAGAGCCUACAUCCCAUAACGGGCAGGCCGACGUCCAGAUCCCUCGGAUUCAGCCACAAGCUUCAACCGCCGUGCAGACACCGAGACGGCAGACCAUCCAAUCUCACAACUCUUUGGAUCAACCAGGAACUCCUUGGUCGAUCCGGCCGACAGCACGACCCAACUGGCUGCGCCAGCCACCACAAGAACCAGCCGAGUCAUUCCACACACCGAUUUACGGGUACAGUAGUGACGGGCCGCAAAGACAGCAACAAGAAUUUGAGCUGGAGCCAGACACUGGGCUAGAGCCGCAGACGUAUGCUCCCCCGGUGUACAACUCGUAUAACCGUCGCAGCGAGAACCACUACAAGGCCCCUCCGACACCUGCUCCUCCAGCUACCUUUCGACAGCGGUCGGGGCAAGCCCAACUCAUGGCACCUCCAACUCCUCGCUACUCUUCCCCAUCGCCCUUGGCCGUUGUUCGGGCCCCAAUACAGCCACGGAACAAUCCGGCACCGCAAGUUAAUGGCACAGAGCUCAUCAGCCCACAGGCAGUCGACAAACGCUUCCAGGCUAUCUUCCCCUACGAGCACUUUAAUGCUAUGCAGUCGCGCUGUUUCAGUUCCGUUUACGGCUCGAGCUACAAUGUUGUCGUGGCAGCCCCUACAGGAAGCGGCAAGACUGUUGUGUUUGAGCUGGCAAUUUGCAAGCUGCUCGCCAGCCGCGACAAGAAGGACUUCAAAAUCGUGUACCUGGCACCCACAAAAGCACUCUGCUCGGAGCGCGUCCGCGACUGGCAGAACAAGUUUAAGCCGCUCGGCCUACAGGUGGCUGAGUUCACGGGCGACACGACGCCGGCCGAGGUCCGGCGUGCACGCACGGCAUCCGUCAUUAUCACCACGCCCGAGAAAUGGGACUCCAUUACACGCAAGUGGUCUGACCAUGAUGCUCUGCUUAGAACGAUAAAGCUGGUCCUCAUUGACGAGGUGCAUAUCCUCAAAGACCCACGCGGUGCCACUCUCGAGACGGUUGUGUCCCGCAUGAAGACGCUUGGCGGCGAGGUGCGCUUUGUUGCGCUGAGUGCUACAAUCUCCAACUCGACCGACGUUGCUCAGUGGCUGGGCCUUACGCACACAAGUCCUCAGGUGCCCGCCAAGGCCUAUGUAUGCGGCGAGGAGUUCCGCCCCGUUCGCCUCGAGAAGAUUGUCAUCGGCUACAAUAUGGGCGGUGGCAACGAACACUCCCUGGACAGCAUUCUGGACGACCAACUGCCUGACUUGGUCGUCAAAUAUGCAGAGGGAAAACCGGUCCUCGUAUUCUGCUUUACGCGCAAGUCGACAGAGAGUGCUGCCACAGCCCUGGCGGAGUACUGGGGCAUGUGUUCUGCAGCACAAAAGCCAUGGCCCAGUCCAUCUGUCGGGAUUCGAAGCAGUGCUCGCCUGCAGAACUUGGUGAAUGCCGGCGUUGCUUUCCACCACGGCGGCCUCGAGCGACACGAUCGGGCCUCGAUCGAGGCGGCAUUUCUGCGUGGUCACCUGUCCAUUGUCUGCUGCACGUCAACACUGGCGGUCGGCGUCAACCUGCCGUGCCAUACGGUCAUUCUCAAGGGCACAUUGCGGUACCAUAAUGGCAAAUUCUCUGAAUAUGACGAGUGCGAGGUUAUGCAGAUGAUUGGCCGCGCUGGACGGCCUCAGUUUGAUACAAGUGCCAUUGCUAUCAUCCUGACACGUGCCGAGAACAAAGAAAAGUACGAAAACAUCGAGUCUGGCUACCAGACGGUCGAGAGUACCCUACACAUGAACCUCAUCGAGCACCUCAACUCGGAGAUUGUUCUGGGCACCAUCACCUCGCUGCCCAAGGCCGUGCAGUGGCUGAAAGGCACCUUUCUGUCCGUCCGGCUGCGACAAAAUCCGGACCACUACAAGUUGACGAACGAGACAACGCUGGCAAGAACAACCGACGAGCAGCUGCAAGAGAUAUGCAAGGCAGGUAUUGGUCGACUGGCGGAGGUGGGACUCAUCCAGUAUCUCGCGGACUCCGACACCGAGUUCCGUGGAACACCGCGUGGAAGUGCCAUGUCAACAUACAUGGUCCGUUUUGAGACUAUGGUAAUGAUGCUGAAGCUCAACAGCUCCGUGUCCAUGGAGGAACUCGUCAAUGCGCUCUGUCAUGCUUCCGAGUUUGAUGAGCUGAGAAUCAAAAGCACAGAGCGACAGGGCCUACGAGAGCUCAACAAGUCUCAAGAUAUUCCGUUCAAAUUCAAGGACAACAUUAUGGAAACGUGGCAGAAGAUAUCCGUACUCAUUCAGGUUGAACUGGCUCGGGGCGUGCUUCCGUACCAGCAGAGGAUGGCCUUGGAGGCGAGGCAAGCGAUUGAGCGGAUGCAGCGACUCCUCGAGAGCUACAUUGUUUGUAUGAUUGCGGACAACAACGGACACGCCGCCAAAAUUGGGCUUGAUUUCUCGCGAAGCCUGCUUGCCAAAGCCUGGGAGGGCUUCCCGGCGCAGCUAUGCCAGGUCCCCGACAUCGGACCGGCCAACAUGAAGAAACUCGUGGACAGGCAGGUCACCACCGUACUUGUGUUUGCUGAUCUCGGGACGGUGACUAUUGAGCGGUUCCUCUCCAAGAACCCACCUGCCGCCAUGAAGAUUGCCGACUCACUACGAGCCUUCCCCCGUCUCACACUGGAUGGUCAUGUAGCCAUGGCCCCGGAAGGGCUACGAGAGAAUAACAGUCGUGACUCAGAAACAAAGGCGAAAGCCGUUGCCCGAGUCAAGUUUGGUUGCAUGAAUGAAGGUGGUGUUCCGCGUUGGAGGAACAAGGUGCCAUCUGCCACCUUUCUCGCCUUGACAGAGGAGGGCCGUCUACUUCACAUUUGGCAGGGAAAGCUCCUAGAGACGAAACAUGAAACGUGCGAUGAUAUUGUUGGUACAAUGCAAUCCUUGCAACUACCCUGCGUCGAGGUGCCUCGAGACGAGCUAGCUGUUCGAUCCCCGCCGACGGCGUCAACUCGAGCCGACAGCACCGCAGCGUCAAACGACUUUGUUCGGCGGGGAUAUCAAGAGGAACGGCCUGUAAAGAGGCAGAAGAUGCUAGACUACUCGAUGCGCACUAUCACGAUCGGUAACACGACGGUUGACUGCGUCGACCUGUCGGCCGUGGACGACGUGGAAGACGGCCGAGUUCAGGUGCCUCUCAGUACCAACAAGCAAACACAAGCUCAGACAACUCAUCAUCCUGUCCAGUACCCUCGCGACCCGUUUGCCUUUGAGGCUGUACCAACAAGACAGCCACGGCACUGCAGUGGUGGCGGUACCCAACAGGAUCCGCUCAUGCUAGACGACUCGGGGUCAGAUGAGUAUGAGGACACCUUUGACGCGUCCAUUUUCGACGACAUUGAGCUGCCACCCAUAAAAGAGUCACCAGAGAGCACGCCUUUCAACUCUCGGCACCGGCCGUCUGAUACAAAGUGCAAAUCGUCAGGGAUCGGGCCCGUAAAGACCAGUCCGGCAGACACUAUACUACCAACACGAAAGCCAUCAAAAGUUGCAGCCGCCCUGGCACCGCCCGUCUUCAACAUGCACCACAUCGAUACACUUAUUGAAAACGAGGUCAUACCAGACUCGAGAAGAAACAGCCCACAGCUUGACGUCGUGUCCAGCCACGAUGCACUUGCCACGAGGGACAGUAGCAAGUUGGACGGUGCAGUUUCAGCAACGGCUGUGCCACAAAGCCUUUGUUUCACGAAUCCAGGGCCACAAGCAGUAAUCGCGGAUCAACCAGAUUCACUGCCGAAAGGAGACGAGGCGAUGGACACGGUGGCGGCAGAGGGGCCAGAGUCCGAACUGUCACUGAAAGUAGCCAAUGCAGAGCCAGCCGAGCGAGUAGAACCUGCAGAGCCUGAAGAGCCAACCGAGCCGAGCUGGGUACAUACGUCGAGCAGUAGCAUUGUGGAUUUCUUGCGGGGACAUGUCAAGUUUGUGUAG